GUAAAGAGUGUGCUGCGGUUUCCUGUCUAGUCAACAUUUUCCUUGUUUGUGUUUUGUAGAUUGGUGAGUAGCGGGUUUGUUUUGAGUUCUCGCGUGGAAAUUUUCUUUACGUGAAAGAACCCGCCCAUUUAAUUUUAGAUCAAAAUACUACAACUUACUACAAAAGAUGAAGAGCUGUGCACAAUAAUUGGGAAAAACUAUAUUUCAUAUAUACAAGAUUUAUUUUAGACGUCUUUGAGAUGGCUACUACGCAGGUCACUAUAACUGCAAAUUCCAAUCGGACGCCCUCGAAGAUAUACUUAGAUUCUUCUUACCUUAAAUCAGUUCCUGGUAUUUUGAAAAUAGUAGAAUGUGUUGUUGACUUAUGCGGUUUUAUCAGCAUGAUCGUCGUCACAUCAAAAUACUAUUACCCAUCUGGUACAUUUUAUGAAUUUGUGUCGAUGUCGGCAUUUAUCAUUUCCCUUUUUUUACUCAUCUUCCAUUUGUUUCACUUCACUGACGCGAUGCAGUUUAUUCCAUGGUUGUUGCUGGAAGUAAUCUUUUCUAUUAUAUGGGCCAUACUGUAUCUCAUUGCUGGUGGUAUAUCUGCCUCAUGGGCAGAUGCUCACUCUGCGUUAGCUUCAGCUGCGUUUUUUGCUUUUGUGGCAGUGGUGCUUUACCUGUAUGAAGGUUUUAGUAAAUUCAGAAUUAGAAGCAGCCAAGGUGAAAACCGGCCCACUUCUGGUUAAGAAAUGCUACCUCAAGCUCUGCCUCCGAGAAAAAGUAAGUUUACAAGAUUUUUUUUUUUCCACUAAGAAGAAGUGCCACUAGUCAUGCUGAAGCUCUCUUUGAAGUAUUGAUGGAAAAUUUGCAUAAUGAACGUUAAUUUAUUAUUUCAUUUGGCUUAAUAUG
Parasteatoda tepidariorum (common house spider) is the source of this 891-nucleotide messenger RNA. The record is from RefSeq and is a predicted model, not a curated record. NCBI's taxonomy places the organism in Eukaryota, Metazoa, Arthropoda, Arachnida, Araneae, Theridiidae.